Molecule: messenger RNA, 1014 nt
Organism: Sorghum bicolor (sorghum)
Lineage: Eukaryota; Viridiplantae; Streptophyta; Magnoliopsida; Poales; Poaceae
Product: mitochondrial import inner membrane translocase subunit TIM17-1
Exons: 1
Coding region: 259-957 (232 amino acids)
Biological process (GO): protein import into mitochondrial matrix
Cellular component (GO): TIM23 mitochondrial import inner membrane translocase complex; mitochondrial inner membrane
Molecular function (GO): transmembrane protein transporter activity
Source: RefSeq, a predicted model, not a curated record
CGUAUUCGAAUAUGUCUCUGAUGACUAUCAGUAUAUGAUUCCCAAUCUGAGGGAAAAAUAAAAAUUAAAAAUAAAAAUAAAUACGAGCAAUAUGGGCUCGUAUCGCCGAUCUGAUUAUUAUGCCCGCAUGGCCCAGCAGAGCACCAUCGACCCCGGAGUUUGGAUCCAUACAAAACCCGUGUGCUUGGUCCCCAACUCGCGAUCUCCCAACCAAACGUGUCCUCCAAGUUUCGGCCGCCGCCGCCGCAGAGCGAGACGAUGACGAGCUCGCCGGAUUUGAACCGGCAGCCGUGCCCGGACCGCAUCCUGGAGGACGUCGGCAACGCCUUCGGGAUGGGAGCCGUGGGCGGCUCCCUCUUCCACUUCGCCAAGGGCCUCCACGGCUCCCCCAACGGGCACCGCCUGGCGGGCGGCGCCACGGCCGUCCGCAUGAACGCGCCGCGCCUCGGGGGCAGCUUCGCCGUCUGGGGCGGCCUCUUCUCCACCUUCGACUGCGCCCUCGUCUACGCCCGCAAGAAGGAGGACCCCUGGAACUCCAUCGCCUCCGGCGCCGCCGCGGGGGGGCUCCUCGCCCUGCGCAAAGGCGCCCUAGCCGCCGGAAGGGGCGCGGUGAUCGGGGGCGUGUUGCUCGCGCUCAUCGAGGGCGCCGGGAUCGUGCUCAACCGCACCAUGGUCGAUACCACCGCGCCUCCGCUGGAGGAGGACCUGCAGAUGAUGAUGCAGCACCCAGCAGGAGGACAGGGUCCUGCUGCUGCCCAGUACGUGCCGCCUGGCUUCCUGGGAGUGCCGCCGGCGGCGCCGAUCGUUGUUGAGGAGGUCCCGGUCGCUGCUGGGUGGUUUGGCGGUUUGUUUGGGAGGAAGCAGCAGGACAAGCAGGUUGCUAGCGGUGAUCGCAGGCAUGAGGAGCUGGAGCUGGAGUUGGAUUUGCCCAGCACCGCUGUUCCCUCCUUCGAUUAACAAUUAUAACAAUUAUUAUUAUAAAUAAAGUAGGCGAAAAAUGUUAGGCUAUCAUCA